Molecule: messenger RNA, 2529 nt
Organism: Aureococcus anophagefferens
Lineage: Eukaryota; Pelagophyceae; Pelagomonadales; Pelagomonadaceae
Exons: 1
Coding region: 1-2529 (842 amino acids)
Biological process (GO): regulation of membrane potential; chemical synaptic transmission; signal transduction
Cellular component (GO): membrane; synapse; neuron projection
Molecular function (GO): neurotransmitter receptor activity; transmembrane signaling receptor activity; extracellular ligand-gated monoatomic ion channel activity
Source: RefSeq, a predicted model, not a curated record
AUGCUGCGCCGCGCCGCGCUCCUCGUCGCGCUCUGCGCCCGCGCCACCAAAAGCGACGAGGCCGUGCCGCGCGAGCUCCGGCCGAAGCACGUCGACGCCCGCGAGCUCGCGGGGAACCCCUACUACGUCGAGGACCCCGUCUUCACGAACCGGACGACGUUCCUGGUCAUGAACACCUACAUCUGGAACCUGUGCUCGAAGGAGCGGAACCCGAAUCCCGAGGAGUUCUGCUACGGCGCGUACGACCUCUACACGGAGACGCUCAAGUACGACCACCUCGUCGUCAUUCCCGACGUCGGCAGCGACAUCGCCGCCUUCACCUUCGGCAUCCCCGCCAUGUUCGCGGCGGACCCGGAGUCCGUCACGGUCAUGUGGCUCAUGAUCUACACGCCGGUCAUGUUCCUGCUGACGCCGCUGCUGCAGGCGGGCGUCGCGACGAUCCUGAUCUCGGGCAGCGACCACGCGCACCCGACGGUGGCGACCUUCGGGGCCCACCCCGCGUCGUCGGCCUACGGGCUCGCGGAGCCCUGGUGGCCCGCCAAGUACGGCGACUACCCGCGGCUCUACAAGCUCGUGCCCGACGACUACCAGGGCGCGUACGAGGCCGCGCGCGAGUUCUGCCGGCUGACGAACGCCGAGGACCGCAUCCACGAGAUCAUGCUCAUCGCCAUCGACCAGCUGCGGCGCGACGGCUUCCAGGACGGCGUCGCCGCGCUCUGCGGCGACCGCGGCCACGUCGUCGUCGCGGAGUUCUCCGACUUCGACGCGCUCACGGCGUACCAGGGCACCUACGACGCCAUGGCGUCCUACUUCACGGCCUACCCGGGCAUCUCCAUCGUCCUGACGGGCGACGUGAACAACGUGCGGGCCGUCUACGACGCCGCGGCGGACUACCGGUCCGGCGGCAACGCGGAGAUCAUCGUCGCGGCGUCGUCGUACAUGAAGGGCCAGUACGACUACGACGAGUUCCCCAACAUCUACGCCGUGACGAACGCCCAGGUCGUCGACGAGGACCGGGGCGUCCACUUCACGACGCAGCGGCUCCUGGACAUCGUCGACGCGGGCGAGGCCGUCGAGCUCGCGCUCGAGAAGCGCGUGCUCACGACGGCGAUCCAGAUCGAGGUCUUCGACAUGGGCGCGUUCAUCGUGCGCCAGCUCCUGCCGGUGUACGCCAAGGAGACGGCGCCGAGCUCGCCCGUGGACGUGCGCAUCAACCUGCGGCGCGUCCGCAUCACGGAGGUGACGCCGACGGACGCGUCGUUCUUCGAGAUCACGGGCAUCGUCGAGGUCGAGUGGGACGAGCCGCGCCUCGCCUGGGACGACUACCUCUUCAACGAGACGUUGUCCUACCCGCGGGCGUCCAUCUGGACGCCGGCGAUCUACAUCGACAACAACUACUUCACGCGGGAUUUGACGGACCUGCCGGUCGAGGUGUCGAGCAGCGGCCGCGCGCGCAUGAAGUCGCAGAUCCGGACGCAGCUCCUCUGCGACUCGGACCUCAUCAUGCUGCCCUUCGACGUGCACAAGUGCGAGAUCACCUUCGAGAGCACGCGCCAGCGCGUCUUCGAGGCCAUGGCGCACGGCGACUUCCUCGUCGCCGACGUCGACGACAACUACGAGAUCGAGUACCACGCGACGACGACGGAGGUCGAGGGCGGCUUCAUGAACGAGCGCCACUCCGUCGUGCGCUUCAAGUUCGUCUUCUCGCACCGGCCCUUCGGCCACUACAUCCGCCUCAUCUUCCCCGCGGCGCUCCUGAACAUGGUCGGCUUCCUCGCGUUCUGGGUCGACGGCGCGACGGACUCGCUGGAGCUGGGCAUCACGACGCUCCUGUGCACGCUGGCCCUGCGCCAGACCAUCGAGUUCCCGGACACGACGUACCCGACGUGGCUCGAGGGCUUCAUGUUCAUCAACAUCCUCUUCCAGUUCAUCUGCGUCGUCCUCAGCGUGUCCGAGUACUCCGAGGGCCGCCAGGACCUGCUCCAGGAGUACAUCGUCAAGCGCAUGACGGGCUACUCGAAGCUCGCGAACCAGCUCGGCGGGGCGGUGACGCCGACGUUCAUGCGGACGCCGCGGACGCCCGGGCGGAGGACGCCGCGGAUGACGCCGCGCGACCAGAACGGCAACGGCAAGGUCCACGCCCUCGGCGGCGCGCCGCCGGGGCCGGACAUCCCCGAGCUGCCCUCCGUCGACGCGCACGCGGCGAAGCGGACGCCGCGCCAGGACGCGUACGCGCCCCACGACGCCGGCGCGGGCCACGGCCGCGGCCAGGGCCACGGCCACGGCGCGGGCCACCACGACCACGGGCCCAACGGCGGCAAGCGCCGCGACUCGCUCAUGGGCAAGAUCAACCCCUUCGCCAGCCUCCAGCGCCUCAGCAACCCGAAGAAGUACGGCGAGGAGACGACGCCCGCGGCGGACCUCAUCGGCCGCUGGAUCGUCUGCCCGAUCUACUUCGUCGUCAUGAUGGUCUACUGCGUCGACCGCGGCAGCGGCGUCAAGCCCUGGUUCCCCGAGCGGAGCGAGUAG